Molecule: messenger RNA, 1343 nt
Organism: Ceratitis capitata (Mediterranean fruit fly)
Lineage: Eukaryota; Metazoa; Arthropoda; Insecta; Diptera; Tephritidae
Gene: mTerf3
Product: transcription termination factor 3, mitochondrial
Exons: 2
Coding region: 41-1252 (403 amino acids)
Biological process (GO): regulation of DNA-templated transcription; mitochondrial ribosome assembly
Cellular component (GO): mitochondrion
Molecular function (GO): double-stranded DNA binding
Source: RefSeq, a predicted model, not a curated record
GCAAAAGCAGCUGAUUAUUGUUUUGAUUAAUUGAAGCAAAAUGAUAAUAUUACGAAAUUUACGUUUUAUAACAAAAGUUACGAAAACAGAUGCGAACAUACCAAAUUAUUUGCCAAAAAAUAUCCGUUCUUUACGCAAUCAAACGCGACAACGAGUAGAAUCUCUCACAACUAAAGAAGAGCACACCGAUCAUGUCGAGAAACUAGCGCAACCAACGCGUACUGAGCAGCGUGUUAACACGGGUAUUACGGAAGCAGUAAAUAAAUAUUUAAAAAAUGAACUGCGACACAUUGAAAACAAGGAGAAUAUUGAUGUUCCCACAAUUCAAACCAAUGCCACCCACAGUUCACAUUUACCUGCUAACGAUGAAGAAAUUGACGACCAAUUGCUCGACGUUGGUGAGGCUAAAAAAGAUUAUGUACCUACUUUCAAUUUAGCUGCUUAUGUAAACAAAUCUCCUACGCUACAAAAGUUUUUACAACUUGGCGUUGAUUUGCAUAGCAUAGAAAGACGUAAGGGUUUGGCAAAAUUCACGCUGGGCUUGGAUUUUGAGAAGGAUGUGCAACCGUACCUUUACUUCCUGCAAGAUCAAGGCGUACCGGCUGAAUCAUUUGGUGAAUUAAUUACAAAAAACCCCUUGAUCUUCAAAAUAGAUUUAGAUGAUUUACAAACACGUGUUAACUACUUGGAAUCCAAAAAAUUUACGGCAGUUCAACGACAACGCAUAUUCACAUAUAAUCCAUUUUGGUUAAUGUUCUCUACACAUCGCAUCGACAAAAGAUUAGGACAUUUCCAAAAAGAGUUUCAUCUAAAUGGUGAUGACGUACGGUUCUUGGCAUCUAAACAACCGCGUUUGAUAACAUAUAACAUGGAUCACAUACGUAAAGCGUCAUUUUGUAUAAGAGAAGAAAUGGGAUUUGAUAAAGAUGAAAUAAAAUGCCUGCUGCUGAGUAAGCCGCGUUUAUGGAUGAUUAAUUCAGAUGAACUUAUUGAACGCUUCGCUUAUGCUCACCAAACAAUGGGGCUCUCACAUGACUUGCUAAUACAGUUUCCAGAAGUGCUAACAUCACGUGAAUUUCGCUUACGCCAACGGCAUGAGUUCCUCGCCACACUAGGUCGAGCUCAAUACGACCCAGAGAAAGAUUUAUAUACUUCGCCAAAAGAUUUGGUCAGUGGAAACGACUACCAUUUUGUGCGAAAUGUCGCUAAGAGUGAUCUAGAAACUUAUGAACUUUUCUUAAAGACGCGAUAGUGCGCAUACCAUGGUGGCGAGAUUUUACAAUCUAUUUAUUUUGUUUUAACAGAAGUUAGGUUAGCAAGAAUUUAGUUUAAAAUAAGUGUAA